CACAGUCUUCUACCAUCAAAUUAAAAUCUCACUAAUCACUAAUGUUUGCACAAAUGUUGUUUAAAAUGUUCAUUAUUGACUGAACAGGAAACAGAAGUUCUGAUAAGUUUUAUUUUGAAAAUCGUGACAGGAAGUGUUGUUGGUUGUAAUGGCUACCUUGACGGCUGUCACCUGCCGCAGCGGAGCCGGAGGAGAGAAGUGAGUGAGCGGACGAGCAUUGAUAAGGUUCCCGGAGGUGAGCGGAGGAAAUCCUCCUCUCUGAACACACGUUUUUAAGGAUUUUAGCUCGACGUUUUUUAAUGUCAGCACACAGCGUGGACUGUUUUCGGGCACACAGAACCAGUCCUGCGCUGGCACAAUUUUUUGAAGCCCCGCAAAAACCGCAUUUUAGGGGCGCCAACGGACAAAUCACAUUAACAGUCAACGGCACAUCAAGCUCACCUCGCCGGGCGACGAUGGAGGUCCGCCGCUAAGGGCUCUUCUCGGGGCGGGGGUGGGGGGCACCGGACUCGGCCGGAAUUCCGCCAAAAUUACGACGGGAAUCAAGUACAGCUCCCUGUCUCCCGGUACCGGGAGAGAACACCGGCCGCUCGUGAUGUCUCGUGCCAAGGAGCGGCUGAAAGGCGGGAAUGAGACCAAGGACAGCGUCACCCUGCUGCCGUGCUUUUAUUUUGUAGAGCUCCCUAUCCUGGCCUCCUCUGUUGUCAGUCUUUAUUUCCUGGAGCUGACAGAUAUUUUCCAGCCGGUGCAUUCUGGGUACAGUUGUAAUGACCGCAGUCUGUCUCUGCCCUACAUCCUGCCCAGACAGGAAGUCUGCCCACUGCCUCUACUCUUCAGCUUGGCAUUUGCCGCUCCCACCGUCACUAUUCUAAUAGGUGAGGCCAUUCUGUACUGCUAUCUGUCCAGGAGGUCAUCAGCCACACAGACUGAGGCCAACAUCAACGCUGCAGGCUGUAAUUUCAACUCCUACAUUCGCAGGGCGGUACGCUUCAUAGGUGUCCAUAUAUUUGGCCUGUGUGUGACAGCACUGAUAACUGAUAUUCUCCAGCUGUCUACCGGUCAACACACCCCCUACUGGUUGGAUGUAUGUAAACCCAAUUUGACCCACAUAAACUUGUCCACCUGUGAUGAAGCUUUUAUUCUGGAGGAUAUCUGCUCUGGACAAGACACCGGGCUCAUCAAUGCUGGGAGGAAGUCUUUUCCCUCCCAGCAUGCAACUCUGGCCGCCUUUGCUGCUGUCUACAUCUCAAUGUACUUCAACACGGUGCUGACAGACUCAGCCAAGCUGCUGAAGCCUCUCCUGGUAUUCUCUUUCGUCAUGCUGGCCAUCCUUGCCGGGUUAACCAGGAUCAUCCAGUUCAGAAACCAUCCUGUUGACGUCUACUGCGGCUGGUUACUGGGAGCUGCCAUCGCCGUUUAUCUGGGUGUAUACGCAGUGGGGAAUUUCCAGCCCAGUGAGGAUCGAUCCAGAAGUCGACCAGCUCCCCCCACCCUGAGAGAGCCCCCCCUUUCCUCUCUUCCAAAUGUCAGCCAAGCAACAAUUAGCAACAGCCACCAAGUUUGGCCUCUCCCUGUUGUCCACCUAGGUCACCACAGCCUGGCUCCCAGCCAACCAGAGCCCAUCCUUACGAGGACCACAUCCCACACCUUGUCCUCCAACCAGCCGGAGUGCAUCCUCACGCGAAGCUCCUCCUACCGAGAACCCUCCCUGUCCAAUCUGAAGAGAGCCAGUGCUGAAGUGGAGGUGAUAUCUCCGUCCAGUCCCCUGGGCAACCAUGACAACAUGAUGACCUUCAGCAGCAGCACACUGCCAAGGUCCCACGGCGGCUCCUCAUUGGAGGAGGGCCGCAUUCCUCGGCGUCACGCCUCCAUCCACGCCUCAAUGGACUCAACACGAUCUAAACAACUGCUCAGCCAAUGGAAGAAUAAGAAUGACAACAGGAAGCUGUCCCUGCAGGUGAUGGAUGGAAUAAGACCAGCCUCCUCCUCAUCUCCUCAGAGGAACAUGGAGCUGCGCUGCUCCUCUGAACCUUCUGCCAUGGGCCUGGAGGCAGAGCUCCGUGGUGGAACACACCUACCUUUAGUCACUGGUCAGGAAACAGAGCUGCGUGCUGGGGCCCACAUCCCAGCUCAGUACAUGAAACUGGCAGCAAGCUCUGUUCCUAUGGCCAAUCAUAAUCACAUGGCCCAUAACGGCAGCACUGGAUUGGCUGGUGGGGCGAGAGUGUCCAUCCAAUCACGGCCUGGAUCCUCCCAGCUGGUUCACAUUCCUGAGGAGGAGAACCCCAGCUGCAGGGAUCAGGAGAGUGAAUCAGAGGACAGCAUUAUGGACGGGGGCGGGUCAGUGAGGGAAAAGUGGCUGAGAGUGGCUGAGAAGACCACCAUCCCCUGUAGGCCGCUCAGUGCUGGUGGACAGCCUCGACUAAUGCAGGUGAUAGCCUUAUCCAAACAGCAGGGUCUGCUUCACUCAGCUCGUUCAGAGGAUGGUGGCAGCACUGUCAGCUGCACCGGAUCCAUUCGGUACCGAGCACUGACGGACCAGGACCCAUCACCACCCGCCUCCACCACCGGAGCAGUGGGAGGAGGAGGAGGUCUGGAAAGAUCUGGCAGUAUAGUCCGUGUUGAAGCUCACCCAGAGUCCAGAUCAAACAAACCAGUGGUAAGACCUCCAAGCACAGACGGAAGUGGCUCCUGGCGAUGGAAACCUCCAGACCAACGAGCUUCGCUCCGACAGUCUGCUUUCACCCUCAAUGACCUGAACAGACACACAGACAGCUGUGAUUCACUACGGGAUGGAGGGUCAGUGGAUGGGCGGAGGAGCGUGACAGGGACUGAAUCGGAGAGCGAAGGGGGAGGAGAUGGAGGAAUGGGAGGGGGAGGAGGAAGUGUAUACUCAAACCACCCACAUGUUGUACACCCUUUACAUCCCUUACAUCCCAAUAAUCCCAACAACAUCCAGUCCCACAAUUUUAACCCCAACAAUCCCAAUAAUCCUAACAACAUGCAGUCCCACAAUUUUAACCCCAACAACCCCAAUAAUCCCAACAACAUCCAGUCCCACAAUUUUAACCCCAACAAUCCCAACAACAUCCAGUCCCACAAUUUUAACCCCAACAAUCCCAACAACAUGCAGCACCCCAGUUUCAACCCCAACAAUCCCAAUAAUCCUAAUUUUAAUAAUACUCACUUUAACUUCAACCCCAACUCUACUAACUCCAACAUGCAGUAUACCCCCACUGCCACCUUUGCUCCUCCCUUCCACCCCCACCCUCAGACCAUCACCACCAUCAGGGUGACCCCGGUGGAGGGAACGGCCACCAGCAGCGACGGCGGCUCAGACUGCCAGUCGGUUGCCUCGUCAAGUCGUGAGUCGACCCUGAGGAGGAAGAGUGGCUCCCACAUGGCCCACGUCCCGGAUCGAGGGCCCACCCCCGACCUCCAUAACAACCACCGCCCCUGUGACGACAGCAACCGCCUCGACAAUGAAAGCACCAACCGUUUUCACGAAAACCUUCGAAGUUUUCAAGAAAACCCCAUCCACCCUAACCACCCCAACAGGCAGUUACAGGGGAUGUUUGGCCGUCCCAGCCCAACCCCCCCGCCUACCUUACCCCGGCCUAUCCUGACUCACACUCCGCCACCGUCUCUAGGGUUGGCCUAUAAAGAAUGACACAUUUAGUGUUAAGUUCAUGUGUCCCACUUGACCAGUACAAAUUUCAAUGGAGAUGCUGCAUGUGCCAUACAGGACUUUGGAAAUUUGGUUAAAUCAAUCCACCAUUGAGGGUCGGCCAAUAAAGGGAUGGCCAAAAAUGUGUUAGUCUCAUACACAACCUCUCACCUGGCCAGUUAGGGCACAAUAAAUGGCCAAUUGUGUCCCUGAUGGUUUAGUACCCAACUGGAUAAAAGUUGUUUCUUACUAUGAAACGUACUGUAGGCUUAUUAAAACCUAUUUGCAAUAGGUUCAUGAUCAACCUUUGGGUCACAAGCCACACAGAGUACAAACACAAUUAGCCCUGCCCCCGAUGUCCAACCGGCCAAUAAAAAAGGACUAUAGUGAAGGGCCACAAUAUGAGGGGUGAGUUUGAUUAAAGAUUUUUUUCUUCUUUUUUUAAUCUCGGAUUGCUGGGUACACCAGUCAGUUUUUUGUAAAUGUAAUAUAUUGAGUGCACUUGCUUCAUAGGCCCAUAAUGAACUAAAUAAACUGCGGUCCCUUUGACUCACUCAGAAGGAGAGACUCCAGUGUCCUCGAUCUGUCCCAUAGCUCCUUGCCAGCAAGGAUGGAUUCAGCCUAAUGACUCUGCCCCCCUUUCCUCUGACUCCCAGGUCAGCUGCAAAUGGGAAAAAAGAAACAAAAAACAUUCUUAUCACAACAUUUAUACAUACAGUAUAUUCUCAGCUUUCAUCCUGUUGUCAAAUGCAGGUUAACAAUAUUGAUAUAUAAACUUUGCUAGUAAUCACAUGUCAUUAGAUGGAAAUUUGCAUUCAAAGCCCAUAACUGUGCUGUGUUUGUACAUAACAACUGUGGGUGGCCACAGUGGAAAUUAAACCCACACUCUUAAUUGUGUCUGGGCUUAUGAGUCCCUUUUGGGCAAUAACAGUAUCUCUUAGUUCAUGGUGGUAUUGUGUUUGUGUUGGAUGAACAAUAUCAAUAUCAUGGUACAUACAUUGUGUUUAAAUAUAGUAAAACAAGCGCUCUAUUUUUUACAUGCUGUGUUUUAAUGAUGUGCAGUAUAUGAAUUAUCCUUACUAUGUAGUAGCUGUACUAUACACCGGCACAGCAUGUGAAUCAUCUGAACAAACAGACCACACACAAGUCCAAAGACUGAAGGAAGUUAUGCAUUUUAUUUUCUUUGUUAGGUUAAUUUUAUCAACUCAUCAGCAUUACUGUAUGGGUGCAAUUACGCUUGAGUUUUAGGGCAACUGUUAGGACAAAAGGACUCUAAUCUGUGGAUGAAGUUGCGAUAUUUGUUGCAAUGUUAUGCGAUAAAGUUGUAUUGGUCAUUAUUUGAUGAGGAUAGUCCUGAUUUUACAAAAUAAAAGGCAAAAUAAUAAAAUGUAAUUAAGAAAGUACAAUAUUACAAGAAUACAAUCGUACCUUUACAACAAAGUCAUGACAAUACUUGAAGUUUUUAAAAACAAAGUCACAUUAGAAGGAAGUUAUAAUUUUGAGGAGAAAUAAUAAUGUAUUUUACAAGAAUUUAGUAAAAAAAUUUUAAAAGAAAAGUGUAAUUUCUAUGAAAAAUUAGAUAAUUUACAAGAAUUAAGUUAUUACUGUACAAGGAAGUCAUAACAUUACAAGAAGUUCAUAAUUUUGAGAAACUGUCAUACCAUUACAAGACAAAAGUAGUAAUAUGAAAAAAGUCAGCAUUUCGAGAAACACUGUACAUUUUUUCAAUGUUUUAGCAUCGUCCACAUACAUUUUAGACGUGACUGUAGAACUUUAGAUCCUCACCAACCCUCGGUUCGCCGUAUAGGCCAACAGGCUGCUCUUCUGUUUAUUACAAUAGAAUAUAAUAUAAAAAUAUGAUAAAACUAUGCCUUUAUUUGAGUGUUAAACAUUAUUUUGUGAACAACUAAAUUGUCAUAUUACUUUUUGCAUGUACACUAACAACUUUAUUCUUAUAACAUGACUUUUUCCUCACUAAUUUAUUCUCCCCCUAACAGUGGCCCAAUUACUCACUUGUAGCGUAAUAUUCCUCACUAACUUUGCUUUGGUGUUUUGCAUGUGUGGUUGAAUUCAUAAAGUAUAAAACAUUCUGACAUUUCCAUUCUCCAUGGAUGUUGGAGAAAAAAAAAUCGAAUUUUUUACUUUUUAAAUGUUCUGUUUACUGAUUACCAGACACAACACACCAUUUGAACAACAAGUCCUCCAGCCUUAACGACAACAUAGGUCGUUUUAUCCACGCCUCCCAAAACGACACAUAACGUUUCCUGAAUUAGCACCACUACAGGUGGCGUUUGGCCAUCCCUACUAAAACAACACAUAUGAGUGUCAACUACGUUACGUCAGUCAUGUGACCUUAGUCGCACAACAUUAAGCACGUAGUUAACGUUGUGAAGGGGUCGCAGUCUGGUUAGGUUUAGGCAAGUACUUGUGUAGGUUUAGGGAAACGUUGUGGUUUGAGUUAAAGUAAAUACAUUACCUAAGUUAUUCAACUUAAAACUCUAAAUAACUCCACAUUUACUUGCUAUGAUGUUCUCCUGAGUGAAAGUCCGGCGUUUGACCCCAUCCUACCUCCUUAUGGGCCUGUGUCCACCAAAGCUUUUUUUUUCCUGAGGCCAGAGUCUUUUUUCAAUUCAGUGCAAUGGGAGCGCCGAAUAUUGGCGCUCCCAUUUGUUGUCCCAGUUGUUCAACUUUGGGGAAAAUGCAGCGCUCGUCACCGUCACUUUUUACCCAGCCGUCCAAUCACAGUGGAGGAGGGGCGGGACAAACACCACACGGAGCAUUCUCAGCUCUUGAACCAAACGAUGGUGCUCGCCAAGGUGUUUCCUCUUCCACAAAAUCUCAUGAACCCGUGUCUGACCCCUCACUAUACAUGGUUCAACCUUCUCUCCAUGCACAGCAAGGGCCAGAGCAGGUACUCUCUACUUUAUGGUGACAUUUUUGUAUCCAGUAAAAUGAGGUGGCCUACUUGCAAUACAUCACUUCCACAGAUGUAUCAUAGCAACCUCCCCCCGUGCCUCCAAAGCGCAUCCUAGCGCUCCCAGCUAGGAGUCAUCAAAAGAGCAGCUGCCGUUUUCAGUUGGCAAAAAACGCUUUGGUGGACACUAGCACUAAGGCGUUUCUACCUAUUUAUAAUACGUCACCUGACUUCCUCCUUUGCUAACAUUGUACGGCCACAAUAAACUCAAAAAUGGGUCGUAAUAACGUGCUGCUCAAACGGACUAUUUAGUUGUUUUUUACUGGUGAGGACAGUUUCCAUUUGGACUAUUCAACAGAAAUGUCUGAUCAUUUUUUCUUAGCCUAGUGUUUACAUUCUUUGUUUAACUUAGUGCCCAAGUGCCACCAAAGAAAAGUCGUGUGGCUGUGGGCUAGCCACAUAGAUAUACUGUGUUACUGCAGGACUGUAAUGACUGAGCAGUCAGUGUAUAUUGAUGGAAAUCUGCCUGGGAACACAAAGAUCCUCAUGUUUGGAUUAUGUAUAAUUAAAGGAAGCACAAUUACUACAUCUUGAGGACAGAUUACAGAACACAGUGAAUAUUUAUAGCUGUGUACAUAUCUAUAUAAUUUCUGCAAACUCCCACUUCUGGUCUCUUUGCUAAUUGAGUUUGUAGGUGCAGGGCCAUGAUAUUGUUGCUGGAGAUGAUGCUGCUGCUGCUAAUGGCAUUGUAAAGAGCUAUUAAUGUGUUGAUACGUUUUUAAUGGAGUGCACAAUAGCUGAGUGGACAGAAUGUGUAUUGUAAUCCUCUCAACAUUUAUUAUAGGGAGUAUUUUAGUUAAACAAGCCGAUAAAUCAAGAUAUAUGGUUGAGUGUGACAGAUUCAGAGACUUUUUAAUUGCUACUCAUUUCCCUUACAUGUGUUGGUGUGACUCAUUUUCUUUUCUAAAGAAUGGACACAGUUGAAUAAGACGUAGAGCUUGCAAGCAACUGGUCAACAAAAACAUUGAUAUGUUUGAUGAAAACUGUUGAAGGCAGACGGUUUCUGUGCCCAUUCUUGUGGUUUAUAAUGGUAUAUUCUAUGCUGUAUUCUAUUUUUGCUUGUGUUAGUAUUAAAUUUAGCUGGAAGUUUGGAGAGAACAGAAAGUAAGUAGCAGGUGUGAACGUUUCGAGUGGUAUACAAGCUGUAGAUGGUAAGAUUACGUAUUACGUAUUACCUGUAAACACUGUAAUGAACACUGAAUUUGCUGACGUCACGAAAAGCUAACAGCUAUGUUUUGAGUAAUGGAGACAAUAUUUUGAUAUUGUUUUUUUCCUUUUUUUUUUUUUUUUUUUUAAGUGUAGAAGGUUUAUGUAUGCUAAGGGCAAUCUUAUUGUACUAGUCCAGACUAAGAAUUACUUGGCUACAUACUUCACCCUAUACAAUUUUAGUGAGGUCUGGAAAACAAAAUGCUGAACAGGGUUUCAGACUAACUUUUACACCGCCACAAAAUUUAGGUGCACUUUCAGCGCCAUAACAGUUUACUCUAACCUUCUGUCAUUUCCUAUACACUUCGAUAGUUAUGUAAAUGACUGUAAACAGGAACAGCUACAGGUAAAAGUUGAAUGUUGAACUGUGAUUGGUCGGCUUGGUAGCAUCGGAUUUCCUCCAAGCUCACAGGAAGUGCUCCAUGCUUUGAAGCCAGUUUUACAAGCUGCUGUGAAAUGGUGGAUAUUUUCUUUUAAGCAUCACAACCUGACGCGAAAUCAGAAUUUGGAAAGGCUAGAAGAGCCGCACAAUUAUUAUUUUAGCGCAAGUUAGCGGAGGGCUAAACCAGGAAGUCAAACAGUGGAAACUAGAAACCCCACCACCAACUAGUGUUUUGGCAGUUUAACUGCAGAGCAACACAGACACUAACACACAAGUAUAAAUGCGAGAGUACGUGCGUUGCCGACGCCAUAGGUUCCGGCAUCCAGUCACUAUAGGAGUAUAAAUCCAGCGCCCCUUCUCUGCUUUCGAUUGGCUCUCACCUUCUUCCACGAGUUUUAAAUCUAAAUCAAAUCAAUAGUGUGACAACCCUUUGCCUCAGCGUCAGUUCUUCUAGAUAAACUUGCGCAUAGUUUUUGAAGGAACUCUGCAGGUAGGUUGGCCCAAACAUCUUGGAGAACUCCAAACAGUAGUUCUGUGGAUUCAGGCAGCCUCACUUGCCUCUCUCUCAUCAUGACAGACUUGAUGAUGUUGAGAUCUGUGUGGGGCCAUACCAUCACUUCCAGGACUCCUAAGGUAGUUCUUAUUGACUUCGCUGUAUGUUUGGGGUCGUUGUCAUGCUGCAGAAUAAAUGGGGGGCCAAUCAGAUUGCAGCAUUGAGGAGACCCUUCCUUCUGACCACAUUCCUAACUCCAUUUGCAGAAAAUGCAGCUUUAAACUUGCAAGGAACCUCCAUCGUGGUUCCCUUCUGCCUGCAGACACUCAUUCUUAUACUGCUCUCCUGCCCUUUGGCGUACAACCUCUGCUGCAGCCUAAUAUUUCAAAUUUUGACUUAUCAGUCCAGAGCACCUGCUGCCAUUUUUCUGCACCCCAGUUCCGGUGUUUCUAUAGUUGAAUUUUGUGGCCUUGUCUCCAUGUCGUAGGCUAUUUGGUGGCAAGUCUUUCAUAUAGGCUUUUUCCGAAUAGACGUCUCCAGACAGUAAAAUGGUGUAUCAGGCUCCCACUGUUUUUUGUAGCUCUGAGCUGAAGGCAUUGCUGGACUUCAGAUUGUGAAGGGAAGUAAGCAUGAUGUUUCUUUCAUCUGCUGCAGGCACACCUGGAAACCCUUUCUGGUUUGAAAUGUCUUCCUGGGAGAGACCUUGCUGAUGCAGUAUUACUUACUAUCUUGUUGCUGUGCUCAGUCUCACGGUGGUGAAUGACUUUUGACAGUAAACCGUCUUCAGCAGCUUUACCUUGGUAGCUGAGUUUGGCUGUUCCCCUUCCAGUUGUUUUCCUCCUACACAGCUGUUUCUGUUGCACUUGUUUCACCUGUAGGUGUAGCACCUGUUUGGUAUAAUUGUUUAAUCAUACCCCUGACGAUAUGCCUACAAAAUCCCUGACUUUGUACAAGUGUGAAUUGGAGAAUUUAUGCUGUUUUGAAGGCAAUGGGUGGUCAAAUAUUGAUUUGAUUUUUCUUCUGUUCACUAACUUUGUAUUUUGUUAACGUGACUAUAUUUGAAAGCAUUAUUUACAUAACUUACUUAAAUUCUUACAGUAUUUUUUUCCACACCUGCCUAAAACCUUUGAAAAGUAUCGUAUCAACAAAAAUGUUUGCUGGACCAGUGCUGAAUGUUAUUCAAGAGAGCAGCUAGAGCUGAACAACUAAUUAAGCUAUAGAACACAUUUUUAACAAUUUCAUAACAAGUUCUGUGAAGUGAAAUAAUUACUUUAUUAUAAGACAGUUGAUUUUGACAGCCAUAAAAACAUCAAUCAUCAAUCAAAUUUAGUCAGCUGUUGCUAAUUAAUGUUAAUUCCUGGAGUCGGAUCACUACAAAAUGACUAAAACAAACAUUUCUGGCCAAAAUGCUCUCUGCAUGCUAGUGUCUGUAUUCUUUACGUUCAGACAAACUAGCUAAGGAAAAUAGAUAAAGUGCCAUGGACAGGUGUUUUAAUUGUCUACGCAUAACCCACCUGUUAACCAAAGCUGCUUUACCUACCCAAACCAUUUGCAAAUUUAUUCUUAUGACAAACACACGUAAAUUGCAGGAUACAGUUGUGUUAUAAUUGUAACACAAUCAUGAGGAAUGUAAUAAAUAUAAUAAUUCUAUAAUAUUCCCAUAAAAAAUCAUUAUUUUUGCAUACAAAUCUGUGCGUACAUUUUGUUUCCAGCACAUUUAACAUGAAUACUGUGAUACAGUAAGACAGUCCUUUUAAUAAGAUAAAUAUCUCAUACACAAAUGUUUUAUCCCUUUGUAUGUCUUGGAGACAGAGAAGUAUAUUUUAAUAUGAUAGAUGUUAAGGAAUGUGGUUUUAAUAAAUGUUAGAGAAAUGUUAGAAAUUUUUCUAAUUUGAUGUAAAAGACAUGUCAGUGGAGUAUAAUUUCAAAUAUUACUAAUAUCAAAAAGUAUUUUAAACUGAAUAUCAUAGUUUGAAAAUUAUACGUUGAGUAUAACGGCAAAGAUGGCGGUUAUCCCGCCCCUCCCGCUGCUGAUUCUAUUCAUGUAGUUUUUAUGUCCCGGUGACCUGUGAAAGUGCAGUUCUGGCUCACUCCCCAUUUAUUCAGAUAGGAGCCUGGUCUUGUUAGUCCGAAAUAGCUGCCCGGAAGCGUUGCAAAGAUGGCUGCCGAGUGGCACAACUUGCCUAAAAGGACAUUGAUAACACUUAUACGUUAUGCCCCAGUACGUCAAGUGUGGACCAUACCGUUUUCCUCUAAAUCAAAUGAUUGUCACACAGAGAUUGGUAUGUAGAUGUGUUCAGGGCGGGAGUCUUAUCAAGCAAGUUUGUUACAGAUCUGUGCAUGUACACUGAAAUUAGAACUUCCUGUUUCAUGGUGAAACAUUGAUGUUUGACGCCACGGCCUUCGAUGAAAACUCACAGCACAACUUUUCAUCGCCAGUGUCGAGUGGAUUAACUACGUAGAGGAGUUUGUUAAAGUACGGAGCCUGUAAAUGAUAAAUAAUGCACUAAAAUUGCACUUUCAAUUAAAAAUGGCUUCAACAGGCUCUUCGUGUAUUUUUGGGAUGAUUUGGUAAAAUUUUUGUGCAUCUAGGUCAAACGUGUGCGCAAGACCAAUUUGACACGCGUUUUCGCCAGAUAUGACAUGCUUGCAAAGUUUUGUGUGUUUUUGAGCACAUUUAGGCCUCCAACACAUGAUUUACUUUUCCAGAUACAGUGGGGAGAACAAGUAUUUGAUACACUGCUGAAGUUUUCCUACUUACAAAGCAUGUAGAGGUCUGUAAUUUUUAUCAUAGGUACACUUCAACUGUUAGAGACGGAAUCUAA
Micropterus salmoides (largemouth bass) is the source of this 11547-nucleotide messenger RNA. Its product is annotated as 2-lysophosphatidate phosphatase PLPPR4-like. NCBI's taxonomy places the organism in Eukaryota, Metazoa, Chordata, Actinopteri, Centrarchiformes, Centrarchidae. Gene Ontology annotation, molecular function: phosphatidate phosphatase activity. The coding region runs from base 596 to 3670 and encodes 1024 amino acids. The record is from RefSeq and is a predicted model, not a curated record. The transcript has 11 exons. Gene Ontology annotation, biological process: signal transduction; axonogenesis; phospholipid metabolic process.